Chinchilla lanigera (long-tailed chinchilla) is the source of this 1575-nucleotide messenger RNA. It is a transcript of the gene Dkk1, whose product is annotated as dickkopf WNT signaling pathway inhibitor 1. Gene Ontology annotation, molecular function: receptor antagonist activity; co-receptor binding. Gene Ontology annotation, biological process: negative regulation of canonical Wnt signaling pathway; multicellular organism development. The record is from RefSeq and is a predicted model, not a curated record. Lineage: Eukaryota; Metazoa; Chordata; Mammalia; Rodentia; Chinchillidae. Gene Ontology annotation, cellular component: extracellular region.
AUGAGGAAAUCAGGCCCUGAGGGUUUGGUUUUCAUAUCUCCGUCCAUUAGUCCUCCACCGAGAAGAGGGACCCAGGAGCGACGACUGACCCGCACGGUGGACCCUGUCCGAGCUGGCUCCGGGCGCUUUGAUCUCCCUUGUCUGCCUAAUCAAGUUCAUCUACUGCGCGACCCACUGGAGUCAAAGCGCCACAUUAAACAGCUUGAGGAGGGUCAUUUCCCUCUUUCCUCCACCCCGAUCUCAUUUCCAAAUCCCGUGGAAAGGAGAGGUCGGGGGCGGGGUGGGGCGAAGCAACUGGAGGAAUCUGAAGACCGGGAGCUCAGCAGGUCUGGACGUCGCGAAGCUAGAGGCUCGGCCAGCAGCUUGCACCUGCGCAGGACGGCCGGUCCCGCCGCCAGCACGGUCCCUCGAAGGUGGCCCGCGGGAGGGGCGGGAGCCGAGCCCCCUCCCGCCCCGCGCACCGCCGGCCCCUCCCCGCGCUUUGAAAUCCCAUCCCCGCUUUGUUGUCUCCCCGGGGCCGGGACGCCGCCGCCGUAUAAAGGCAGCCGGGCGGCGGCGGGGCGCAGAGCUGCGGGCGCCCUGCAGUCGGACUCGGGCUGGGACCGCGCCGGGCUGGGACCCGCGCUGGCAGCCCUUCCCGUGCGCCGAGGACGAGGAGUGCGGCCCCGACGAGUACUGCUCCGCCGCGGCCCGCGCGGGGGGCGCCGGCGCGCAGAUCUGCCUCGCCUGCAGGAAGCGCCGCAAACGCUGCCUGCGCCACGCCAUGUGCUGCCCCGGGAACUACUGCAAGAACGGAAUUUGUAUGCCUUCCGAUCACAGUCAUUUCCACAGAGGGGAAAUCGAGGAAACCAUCAUCGAAAGCUUUGGUAAUGAUCACGGCACCCUGGAUGGGUACUCCAGAAGAACCACGCUGUCUUCAAAAAUCUAUCACACCAAAGGACAAGAAGGUUCUGUCUGUCUUCGGUCAUCAGACUGUGCCACAGGGUUGUGCUGUGCUAGACACUUCUGGUCCAAGAUCUGUAAACCUGUCCUCAAAGAAGGUCAAGUAUGCACCAAACACAGGAGAAAAGGCUCCCAUGGUCUAGAGAUAUUCCAGCGCUGUUACUGCGGAGAAGGGCUGUCUUGCCGGAUACAGAAAGAUCACCAUCAAGCCAGUAAUUCUUCUAGGCUUCACACCUGCCAACGGCACUAAACCGGCUGUCCAGAUGAAGUGGACUCCAUUUAUAUAAUAUAUGCUAUGGAAAUCUUUUAUGACUUGCCAGUUCAAUCCUAAGGGAUGUACACAUUUUGUGACUAUAGUUAAGCAUUCCAAUAAUACCUUCUGAAAACGUGGAGUGUGAGAGCUCUGUUUCUUUAUGGAACGCCCCUGUGGUUGCAGUAAAUUACUGUGUUGUUGUAAAUUCUCAGUGUGGCACUUACCUGUAAAUGCAACAAAACUUUUAAUUAUUUUUCUAAAGGUGCUGCAUUGCCUGUUGUUCUUCUUUUUAUGUAAAUUUUGUGCACAUUGAUUGUUACCUUGACUAAUAAAUAUUCCUGUUGACCUGAAAUAAAUAACUUUAGCUUACAGUUUCUAAA